AUGACGAAAGAAGAACCUACAAAGAAUCCCUCUACGGUACCCCAGGAUCAGCCGGUUACGGCAUCCGGUUUUGAAUGGUAUAGAAGGACUUUCCAAUAUAAGACAGGUUUGGGCCUUACACCCGAGUUAAAGGAAUCAUACGAAACAGAUUUCAAAGAUAUUUUACAGGAAAAACAAUGUACUUCAUGUUAUCAUAACAGAGAUUGGCUGUUAACAUAUUCCCCCACUAUAAGAUUCAUGAUUCAACAAAUUAAGAAACUUGAACGAGUAAGGAAUUUCAAUGAUCCAAUCAAUAAAUCGUUGAUUAAAUUCGAUGAAAGUAAAAUCAUUUGUGAUUUUUGUCCCGAUUGGAAAAGUGGUGGCUUCCAUCCAGAGAUUGGUAUUUUAUUAUGUCAAAACAGAUUCAAAAAUAAAUGGCAUUUGGAAGAUACUUUAAGUCAUGAAUUAGUCCAUUGGUAUGAUAAUUUGAAAUGGAAAGUAGAUUGGACAAAUUUGAGACAACAUGCUUGUUCUGAGAUUAGAGCUUCUUCAUUAAGUGGGGAAUGUAGAUUUUGGCAAGAAUUUUCAAGACGUGGUCUUGGAUUUGAAGUUGGUAGAGGUCAUCAAAAUUGUGUUAAGAGAAGAGCUGUAUUGAGUGUAAUGGGAAAUCCAAAUUGUAAAGAUGAAGAGCACGCUGUUAGAAUUGUUGAUGAAGUCUGGGAAAGUUGUUUCAGUGACACAAGACCAUUUGAUGAAAUAUACAGAUAA
Molecule: messenger RNA, 747 nt
Organism: Maudiozyma saulgeensis
Lineage: Eukaryota; Fungi; Ascomycota; Saccharomycetes; Saccharomycetales; Saccharomycetaceae
Source: the annotation of a GenBank genome assembly